AGAGAGAGAGAGAGAGAGAGAGAGCGAGGGGCACAUCUGUGGCAGCUGCAGUCUUUCUUCUGUAGCCACACCCACAGGCGCAUUUCUCGACACUGCGCUCCUCUACCUGUCGAAGGGAGCCAAAUCUGUGGGUUAAAGGGCUAAACGACGUGAAAGCAGAUUGUCUUUAUACUAAUAAUGGACUAAUGCUUCUUUCGGUUUGAAGAUAAACUACUUACUCCCAGCAAGAGAGGACUUCCACAGAAGACGUGUUUGACUGCCAGUCAAGGCCAUGGACUGGAAGACCUUCCAAGCCCUCCUCAGUGGGGUCAACAAAUACUCCACAGCGUUCGGGCGGAUAUGGCUGUCUGUGGUGUUUGUGUUCAGGGUGAUGGUGUACGUGGUGGCAGCGGAGCGAGUGUGGGGCGACGAGCAGAAGGACUUUGACUGCAACACCAAGCAGCCCGGCUGCGCCAACGUCUGCUACGACCACUUCUUCCCCAUCUCCCACAUCCGUCUGUGGGCUCUGCAGCUCAUCUUCGUCACCUGCCCGUCCUUCAUGGUGGUCAUGCACGUGGCGUACCGUGACGACCGCGAGCGCAGGUACCGGGCGAAGCAUGGAGACAGCAACUGUAAGCUGUACAACAAUGUUGGCAAGAAGCACGGCGGCUUGUGGUGGACCUAUCUGAUCAGCCUCUUCGUGAAGACGGGCAUCGAGUUCUCUUUCCUCUACAUCCUCCACUACAUCUACGACAGUUUCUACCUGCCCCGGUUGGUCAAGUGCAACGUGGCGCCCUGCCCCAACCUGGUGGACUGCUACAUCGGCCACCCCACUGAGAAGAAGGUCUUCACCUACUUCAUGGUUGGAGCUUCAUGCCUCUGCAUCAUCCUGAACAUCUGCGAGAUCAUUUAUCUCAUCUCCAAGCGCUUUGUACGUAUCGCAAAGAAGAUCAAUAGAGGCCAUCGCAACAUGAACGUGCAUCAGAACGACUACAACAAGGACCCCUUUAACAACAACAAGGAGACCAUGCUGAGGCGGGACCUGAAAGAUCAGCCUCCCUCCUUUAGGAGUGCUUUCAAGUCUUCACACAGGGUAUCUGGACUCAAAAUGGAAGAGAAGAUACGGGCCUCUGCUCCUAAUCUGUCUGUUUCUUAGUGAAUGGAAGCCAGGCUGCAGCACUUGGCAGUGCUUGGGCUGGAACCCAAUGACAAACCUCAGAAAACAGACUCAGAACUAUGAGCCAAACACUUCCAUGUGUGUCAGACCUUGGAAGUUGAGUCACCAGCACUGGAUUCAUCCUGAGGGCCCUUGUGUCCACAUCUAAGACUCUUUUUGAGCGCAUGAACUUUGGUUUCCAAGUCAACCUCUACAAUAUGUUCAAGUCAGCUAGAGCCAAAAUGAUUUGUAAAUGAUAUGUUGGUUUUCUUCUUUGAAUACAAUACAGGUCUGUGUACCUUUUUCGACUUCACCCCUUCACCCAUAGUAGAACACGCCCGUGAGGUUUCUGUCUUUCUUGUGAUUCAAGUUUUGACAUGAGAGGGGUAGGAAAUGAUCAGCAUCACACAAGGACGGCAGGACACACCUGCCCGAGGUAUUCACCCUCCCCGCCAGUGUGUACAGUGGUGUGUCAGGGUGCUCUGCUGCCUGCAGAUUUCAGUGACCUCUUUUGUUUAACUGAACUUAUAACAUAGCUUUAUCUUCUCCGUUUGCCGGCCCGAUGACCGAAGACUGGUCAAAAGAAUUAGGUCAUAGAGUACCGGAUGAGUAAUACUUGAAGCUGUGCAUUAGUUUUUUGUACUGCAUUUAUUUUCUCAGAUUUUGAUCAAAACUCGUAUAUCAUUAGUAGAUCUCUACAUCUGAAGCCUCAGACAUAUGCUUGGUUAUUACGGCACAGUCCUGCUGUACCUAGACCGCCUGUGUUUUGACUUGCUUGUACACAAACUAGCCUCAUCCAAGACCACUGUUGAUUUAAAUAAGGCAAAAGGAAUGCUGCUGUUGAAUUGUGUGUGUGUGUGUGUGUGUGUGUGUGUAGAGCUGGAGUGCAGAGGCGGGAGGAAGGUUGAACAAACAGAUGGCUCAUUGAACUAUAACAAAUUUUUGUGAUCUCAACUGUGGACAUCAGGUGGAAAUGUAUUGUGUGCACUCGUUGUUAAUGUCCUUUCUUACUAAACUAAGUAUAUUAAAUUUAUUGAAUGCG
Cyclopterus lumpus (lumpfish) is the source of this 2177-nucleotide messenger RNA. It is a transcript of the gene cx35.4, whose product is annotated as connexin 35.4. Gene Ontology annotation, cellular component: connexin complex. Gene Ontology annotation, biological process: cell communication. The coding region runs from base 272 to 1135 and encodes 287 amino acids. The transcript has 2 exons. The record is from RefSeq and is a predicted model, not a curated record. NCBI's taxonomy places the organism in Eukaryota, Metazoa, Chordata, Actinopteri, Perciformes, Cyclopteridae.